CUUAACGCUGGCCAGUCUCAUCGGCUACCCUUUUGCCAAGAAGUAACAGAAAGCGAGAAGAGACAAGCUCGAAAACAGGAGGCAAUGGAAGGAGGGAACACAACCCUCUACCUGCGACUCCACAAGCUCUCGGUCGCCGCAGCCUCCGAAGAAGCAAUCGACGCCGUGCUCACCACUCUCUGGCGAACCAGAAGGACCGGCCUCGCCCCUCCGGACAAAUCCCACAUCCAGUCCCUUCUCGGCCUCCCUUCUGCUUCCCAAGUUGACCCUGUUUCGGCGUGCCUGCGUUCUCUCAUCAGGAAAUGCGUGAACGACGACUUCGUCGAGAGCGAUCUCUCGAAGCUGUUCCCGCCUGACUUACCGGUUAGCCUGCAGGGCCUUCUCGUGUCGGUGUUGCUGAAGCAUAAGAAUCAGUGGAGGGAGGACAUUCUUAGAGAACAGCACUCAAUACCGCGAAGCAGCAUUUCCUAUCAGGUCAAGACAAGCAUGCCACCUACUUUCACAACUUUCCCAUCUUCAGAAACUUCAGCAUUUUCUCAGCCUCACCAAGCUGAUCCAUGUUUCGACUUCAACUGCAGAGGCGGUGGCGGCAAUGCAACGAUUACUGCUGACUCUAAUGUGUCACAACCAGCACCCAUGUCUCUCCAACAUGACGUCGGUGCUCCUGAAAAUAUGGCAACUGUUCCUCGGUUUGUUGAAAUGAAUUGGACGAUUGAGAAGCAAAAAGCGUCAGCCAAUAAGGUGGCUGCAGUCGCCCUGAAGUUGCAAGACCACUCCAAGUCUCCUUUUAGAGAAAAGGAAGUGAAGUUUCAGCUUACGAGAGAAACACUUGAAGCGAUGUUGAGAUCAAUGGCUUACAUCAAGGAACAACUCUCUAGCAUGGCCGGGAGUUCAGCAGAGCCAUUGCAGAAGAAGCAAAAACAGUAAAAGCGUUAUGCUCCUCUUCUUAGGGUUCUGUAUAGGAAUUUUUACGAUAGUGUACAACUACUUGGAAGGCAGUAACUUCAUCCUUACAUGUAAUUUUGCUUUGUGUAUGAUAUUCUUGACAAGUCAUUCAAUUUCUGUUGGAUGCUAUUUCAAUGAUUUUCGAACCAUUAUAUCUCUUAGAUUUUACUUUGAGAAGAUAUAGUGACAAUUCCAAAUUGGCAUGAAUGAAUAAGCGAGGCAGUUUAUUUUAUGGCCAUUA
Molecule: messenger RNA, 1186 nt
Organism: Rhodamnia argentea
Lineage: Eukaryota; Viridiplantae; Streptophyta; Magnoliopsida; Myrtales; Myrtaceae
Exons: 7
Coding region: 85-927 (280 amino acids)
Source: RefSeq, a predicted model, not a curated record